UCCCCCUCCCACUCCCUCCCCAACAUCCCCCUUCUUAACCCCCACCCUUCUCUCCCACCCCGGCGCUGUGGCUGCGAGGAAAAGUGUCUUCAUGAACCCCAAGGAUGUCCGGGAAGCACUACAAGGGCCCUGAAGUCAGUUGUUGCAUCAAGUACUUCAUCUUCGGUUUCAAUGUCAUAUUUUGGUUCCUCGGCAUAGCAUUUCUUGGAAUUGGAUUAUGGGCAUGGAAUGAAAAAGGAGUGCUGUCCAACAUCUCCUCCAUCACUGACUUGGGAGGCUUUGAUCCAGUCUGGCUGUUUCUCGUAGUUGGAGGAGUCAUGUUCAUUUUGGGGUUCGCAGGGUGCAUUGGAGCUCUGCGUGAGAACACCUUUCUGCUCAAGUUUUUCUCAGUAUUCUUGGGAAUCAUCUUUUUCCUGGAACUGACUGCUGGUGUUCUGGCAUUUGUUUUCAAAGACUGGAUCAAAGACCAGCUGUAUUUCUUUAUCAACAAUAACAUCCGAGCAUACAGAGAUGACAUUGAUCUGCAAAACCUCAUAGAUUUUACACAAGAAUAUUGGCAAUGCUGCGGGGCGUUUGGCGCAGACGACUGGAACCUCAACAUCUAUUUCAACUGCACUGACUCCAAUGCCAGUCGAGAGCGCUGUGGGGUGCCCUUUUCGUGCUGCACUAAAGAUCCUGCUGAAGACGUCAUUAAUACUCAGUGCGGCUAUGAUGCCAGGCAAAAACCAGAAGUCGACCAGCAGAUGGUUAUUUAUACAAAAGGCUGUGUUCCACAAUUCGAGAAAUGGCUGCAGGACAACCUCACUAUAGUUGCAGGCAUAUUCAUUGGAAUUGCAUUGCUGCAGAUAUUUGGGAUCUGCUUAGCUCAGAACCUGGUUAGCGAUAUAGAAGCUGUCAGAGCCAGCUGGUAAACUCACUGAUGUGAACAGUGCAAGACACUGGACAACUUUUGACUCCUGGAAAGCUCCAGCAUGUUAUGUGGACGCCCAGCUAUAUGGAAAUGGUUGAUGGAGAAAUAUCAAGUUCUCAAAUAGCUGGAACAGCAUCAGGCCCUUGUUUUCUCUAGAGGGGACAUCUCCUAACACCUGCUUACUGAUACAAGCUUUUAAACACUCCAGUUUGAACUGUUUCAAGCUGUGAAUCUCUACUGUAUCCUUGACUGGGUAGCUGAUGGAUGUUCCUGUUUGUGUGUGCAGUAGAUGAGCUGUGCUAGUUGGAACCCUCCGUCACAGCACAGUUUAGUAGAUGCACCGUCUAUUCCGUUUCACAAACUUGUUGGUUGCUGCCAGACGUGAGGCCAUUUCUCUCUCUGUUGCACACUGACGGCAUGGUGUGUUUUUCAACAGACAAAGAGACCUGGCGCUCCUGGAAGAAAACCCAUCAAAUAGAAAACCACUUGGAUGCUUUACUUACUGGCAAGAAGUAAUCCCUCUUCCACGGGACAUUCAAGAUCUGCUCUUUAAUGCCCUCUGUUGGGAACCAUUGACUUUAUUUCUCAGCCUCUUUCUUGCUACCUUAUUUCACAAAGAGUGGUGAUGAUGAAAAUGGAAUUUGCCAUCCCAAUAAGCAGAUAAAAGGGAGAACCUGUGGCUGUGAUCCUUCUUGGCUACUUCUAACAGUUAGUAACAUGAAAUUCAAGCAGAGGUGUGAAACGCCAAGGCUUCACACUGACUAAAGAGAAUGAAGAAGUAUGGUGAAGGUGAAAAGGAAAAAAUAGUGUACCAAAUUUGGGAUAAAAUUGUGAAUUCUAUGGAAAUAAAUAUGUUUGGAACAGUUUUUGGAUUCGACAUGGGUGGAUGCCCCCUCAAAAGCUACGUGCUUCUUCCAUUUCCUUUCAUUUUCUGCAUGUGGUUGUUAAAAUACUUUGGAAUCUAUUCAAUGUGAAUUGUUCUUAGUAUCUGUUCUGAAUAAGCUUCUAAAUGCCAGUUUGCUAAUUUAUUAGUGUAAAAGUGAAUGGCCUGGUAGACAAUUUGGCAUUUUUAAAUUUUGCAGCUAGAGUUUCUUCAUUGGCUUCAUUUCUGUUCAGUUAUUCCUGACAGUUGCUUGAGUCUUCCCUCCUUCCCUCUCCCCUUUUCCUUAAAUUAGUAGUACAUUAUUUACAUUAUUUAAAUAGAUCACAAAGGCUUUUAAGAAGUGUGAGGUAACCUUUAGAUUUUAUAUUUUUGGAGCAGAAAAAUUUGGAAGAAGUGCAAGUAUAGUGCUCCACCUGGAACCGUAAAAGUUUGUUGCUUCUUGUUGUUGCAAGUAUGAUUCAUUGCAAUUUGUGGGUGUUACUUCUGGUGAAUGUGUCAGGGUCUGGGAAUAGGUGUGUAUAUUUGAUUUAUAUUUAAGUAGCAAUGAAUAAUGCAAAGUUGAUGGUGCCUUCCGUGAAAUAAUUGAAUUUAACUUUUCUUUGCAAGAAGCUAGAGUUGGGCUUAAUCCUGUUACAUUUGGAGAUGCGAGAAUCCAUUAAUUUCUUUUCAGUGCAUGGCAAGGAAGAUUAAUGUCUUAAGAUGGAGUACAGCCUGGAGGAAUAUAUUUCCAGAUACCAGUCUGCAUAAGGAUUUAGGAACCCUAAUUUGAUAAAGAAAGCCGAAGCAAAAUCAUGAUAAACUGCUUCUUCAUAAAAGCUAUUCUUUUAUUUCUGCUGAAGGUUAUGGUCCAAAUUAAUGUCUUCUCCAAAGGUGCCCCCUGCCACCUUGCAGGCCGCCAUGGCUGAAAUUUGGUGGCAUAGCUACCACCAAAAACACAACAAAACAGAACACCUCCCCAAAUCAGUGGCAGGCAGCUGAUUUUUGCAAAGUUGUUUAGUUGUUUUUUGGCAGAUCUCGGCAGUGUGGGAGAUAAGUAAGAGGCCGAGGAGGAAAAUAUGUGUGCUACAUAUGUUGCCUCUUCUGAUUUGGGAACUUGAUGGUGCAUAGGGAACAAAUCCUUUUGCCUGGCAGUGGCAGGAUACACUAACAAAUCCAAGAUGCUGGCCUGCUGCGUGCAGCACUGGGUAUGCUAAAGAAACCUUCCUUGCUGAUGCGGAUGCUAGUGCAGGUAUCUUUCUGCUUGGACCUCUGCAGCUUUGUUAUGACUGACUCUGGCCUUGUUUUGCCUCUCACCAUCGUGUUGCUUUCCCCAUUGCCAGGCAUGAGUUUCUGCAAGCGCUGGUGCAUGUUAUCACUGUAUUGUGACUUCCUUGUCAUAAUGAUGAAGCUGUCUUGCUAAUGGGCCACCAGUAUGAGGCUAGCUGUAUUUGGGGGGUUCUGAUAAUCGACUAGGUGGGCAGCAUCCAGAGGAGCUGUCUUACUGGUUUCAGAGAAGAGUACAGGAGAUAAAAUAGCAACCUUCUCUAAAACCUUUGAACUUGUGUCACGUGCAUGCAUAAUGGGUGUGUUUCUCAGGAUCCUGCAGGAAAUUGAGAACAACCGAGGGCACAAUUCUGUGCAUGUUUAGGCAGAGUAAAGUCCUACAGCGCCCGGUAUGCCCCAGCCAGCCAUGCUGGAACUUGUAAGCCCUUUCUUCCUGUCUAAAUAUUCAUAGGACUGCACUGUAAAUGUGUUUUUCUUUAAAAUAAAGCUCAUCAUUACAUUUCUUCUGUUCUAUAUCACUCUUGCAAAUGGAUGAAUAAUCACAAUUCCUUUAGUUGUUUGAGACGUAUAGCCUUGUUAACACCCCGUAUAAAGUGUUCUGGUCUCAUAGGGUUCAGGAGUCCCACACUUGCCUCUGAAAUUGAGCCCUUUGGAAGAAGUUUCCAGCGAGCUCUCUUUUGGCAAAUUCUACUCUUAACAAUGAGUGUUCACUAUCUGGUGUAGGCUUCGAAGAACAUCCCUGUUUGGUUUACAUGAUGAUGGACCCUGUCUGAUUUAAGAUGCAUCAAAUUAUGAACAGAGGCAAUUUCAUAGAUCAUGUGUGACUUUAAAAACCAAGCAUCUGCCAGGUACCUGAUCAUGGAGGGUGACAUCGGAAUGUUGGGAUGCAGUCUCUUUAAGUCUUUUAAACUGUCUACAAAUUAAUUCCUGGAGCCGUAUUUGAUUUCCGUAUUAGUUUUAGAAGCCACAAGAGCAUGUAUGUUAAAGUGAAGCAUGUCUGCAAGAGCAAACCUCAACUAACGUAUUGAGUAUCAGUUAGCUUUUGUACGUUGUUUCUCAGAUCAAAGUGUCUUUAUUAUAGAGGAAGACCAGCUGACUUCCACCAUGAUCAGGUGCAAAAUAAUGAAAAAUGUGGAAGAGGGAGCGUGUGUGUAAGGUGGGGCACAUGCAAACCAUGCACUCCAUUUCAGGGUGUCCAGCAGAUUAACUUCCUUCCUAAAUGGUAGCUGUCACCUUGCUUUCUUCACCACUUUUUCACUUCUGAGAGGGUUUGAAUCUAGUGUGGACAGCAUUUUGAGAUAUCCCUCUAAGGAAUAUGAGCCUGCAACUGGCCAGCCAUCUGGUUUAAUUUGGGGUUCUGCACUGAGCAGGUGGUUGGACUGGAUGGCCUUCUGGCCCCUUCCAACUCUUACUGUUCUAUGAUUCUAAAACAUCCCAGAACUGUGCAUCUUUCAAGUCCCAGUGCUUGGAUGUGACUCUGACACAAGGAGUGGCUGGACCUUCCCAGUCAGCCCUCCAAGUUGUGCCAUGUGUCUGCUUUGAACCGGACGGUUAGGAUCAGUAGGGUGCAAUCCUGUGGCCUUCUAGUGUUGUCUGGGAGAGCAUAGGAUUGUCCAGAAGCUGAGCACCAAGCAUCUGUGCUGCCUCCUUGCAGCCAGUAUGGAAAGAAAAGUGUGGGCUGCUCCCCAGGUUUCAACAUCAAUUUGGUGGGCAGGGAGAGGAGGAGACUGGGGCCAUGGAAUUGGGCCGAUUCCACUUGGUAUUUCAGCCUCUUCCCCUUCUUCCUUCUCUUUUUCUUCCUAGUGCUAAAUCUAGCUGUCUGAAAAUGGUCAUCUACAUAAAAUGCGGUGCAUAAAAUGCCACCUCUACACCUCACCCCUUGCACUGGAUGCUUGUAAGCAUCUGAAUUUGCUGGGUGGGGGUGGAGUGAUAGGAUUGCAUCCUUAGAAACUAAUGUUCCCAGCCUUGUUGCAUGUUCUUUCUUUGCUUAUCUCGUUGGACCACUUCUCUUUUUGGGUAAGAAAUGAGUCUGAAAUAGGCAACUGCAAAGGAUGCCCCCCACCUUGCCUUCUAAGAAUGGAAGAUACAGGAAGUUUGUUGCUUGGUGUGUGACCCAGGACUGCCUGCUUAACCAAGUAUGCACCAAUGUUGGACUGUGUGUUGUCUGCUAGCUAGCUUAGAGCGUUGAAUUCAGAGCCUGCUCAUCUGUAUUUGCUGGAUGGAUGCUCAACAGUUGCAAAGAGAUAGUACCAAUUCCAAGAACCACUUUUCAGAGUCCUUCGAGUUGUAGGUCAGUGUUUGUAUUUUUCCCCCCACUAUGCACUUGCUUCGUGGACCAGUGAAUUAAUCUGGGCAGAGGCAUAUCGAACUCUGUAUUGUGUUGUUGUUGCUUUAAACUUUCACUUCAGUAAUUGCAGCAUCUAGAAAUACUGAAUUCUGUGUUGAGUGAUCCCUUUUGGUCCUCCCUCGCUUUUUUGUGUUGAUGCACCUCCUGCUUUUGGUGCUUAGUCCUCUUUUCUUUCAGCCAGAUGCUAAUUUUGUUGGAACCUUGCCUUUCUUAGGUUCCAUCUGGUGUGUAAAUAUUCUUUUAAAUGUAAAUAAUAGCAUGCAAAUGAACUGCUCCAUGCACAGGAUUGUGCUUCAUCUUACGUGUGUAUUUAUACAAAAAAGGAUGUAUGAAAUUAGUUUGGCUGCCCAUUUUAAAACUUAAGCUUCCUAUAGUUGUCUGUUCUUGGAAUGCUUUGAUAGUCCCCCAUCUAGUGUCUGCUUGACAGAAUUGCAGCUUGACAAACUGCCCACAAACUUUAUUUAAGAGCUACUUUGCAUUUCUUGCUUUUACUACCCACUUUGUGCAUCGAUAAUAUUGUUAGUUGCUAUAGUUGCUACAGGGGCAUCAUCUCCUACUGUUUUGUCCUACUAAUAAACUGAUAUUUUCAUUGGUUGUACUUACCAAAGACAGCAGAAGGAAAUCCUUGAGGUCUGCUCUCCUGCAAUGCCUGCCUGGUCAGAACGCUAAGCACAGUCCAUCAAAUACCUGCAUGGACCUGAGCAUGUCCACAUGCACCAUGCUCUAGCCAUGCUUCCAAAGCAUCAUUAGAGGGAGCCUCCAGAGAUGCAUUUCUGCCACUUAGCGCUGUACUAGGAAGGGUUUCCUAGUACAUUGGGGUGGAAGUGUGCCUGUGGGACUGCCACUGCUUUGUUUUUACAGCUUCUGAACCUUUUCAUGCUGCUGUUAAACAUGCAGGAAUUAAGUUAUCAAACAUCUUGUAAAAACAGCGGGGGACUACAUACCUUGCUUUGGCCAACGGUGAGGCCAGUGCCAAGGGCAGGGGGCUUUUAUGCCAGCUCUUCUUGGGUCAGACAUGGUUUUGAGGGCAGGUUGUACAGAGUGCAUUCAGUCCUUGAAAGGAGCCAUGCUCCUGAUGCAGCCUGAUUCUGUAGGAGCAUCUCAUCUUAUACCUUGUAUAUACAACUUAUCUUGAACAUGUGCUAUUACUUUUCAACAGUUUAAUGCCAACUCUUGAUGCUUCCAGACUACCUGUGGUUCUCAGCCUUUCUUAAAGUAUAAUCAGAAAAAAACCUACCCAUCUGUAUUUUCAUCUUUCCACUUAGGGUUAUUUCAACACAUUACUCCUUAAAGUCUGUGUUCCAGGAUGGACCUGAUGACUUGCACAGAGGCCACCAGCAUGUCCUCCACAGAGCAUGGUGCUGGACCCGGUGGCCUUAUUGACCCCUUCCAGCUCUGUGUCUGGGGGAAAUAUGUUUGUUGGGUGCAAAUGUUGCAUGGGCUUUUUCGAGACCAGAUGUUUCAGGGUAGAUUUAUGGCCCGGACAGAUUUCCUUCAGGCUCCUGCUUGUAGCUUUCCUGGACAAUCCAUUGUGAUAAACAUUUUGUGUGUGUGGCUUUGCAGAAAUGGUCCCCACAACAUGUGGAGGAGAACAAGCUUCUGGGCUUCACAGAAAGGGUGAUGUGGUGGGCAAUACCUGAAUAGUAUUGGUAUUGUGUUGCAUCAGGAGUCCCCCCCCCCCCCCGCCCCAGCAGUAUAUGAAACUUUCUCUAGGCGGUCGAGGGAUUCAUGAUGCCUUCUCCUAAUCCUCAGUCCCUCUUCUAAGAUUUUGCUCAGGCGGAAGAUGAUGUUCCUGCAGUGGAUGAACAGGUACAAUUGCCUCACUCAUGAAUACCCAUAAGUCCAAAAAGCAGAAAUGCACAAUCUUCGUUCCUAUUUCAACUUCAGUGUGUUCCAUACCAAAAAGUUAAAUUGACUCGGGUGGAAGGGGACACCUAUGAUUUUUGGAAUGGGUAAGCACUGAACCUGGCCUCUUCCUUCUGCAGCCGUGCUUCCUUGCCUAGUGCCUCUCCUUUGUACAUGAUGUUGUCGUCAUAGAGGAAGAGAAGCCGUGCACUUCGGGAGUUAAUAGGUUACCCAAGGAUUGCUUGACCUGUGAGAAAUUUACAGUUGUUUGAGCUGCACGGUGCAUUGGACCAGCAACUGUAGAGCAGUUGUGGGGUGGAGAGCGUGUAUGUAAGCUCUUGUUAAUUUAAGCAUCUAAUAAAGCUCAGUAUCAUCCAUACUGAAACAGGGUAGAUGAUACUUCAAAGUAUGAAUGAUGGUAAAAGAAGCUAUACCUGUAAGGGCUCCGUCCUUUGGCCAUCUGGCAUUGUGUGGGGAACACGAGAUAAUUUGGGGGCCCAAUUCCAGAGUUCUGCCUGCAGAACUGGUGCCCCAUCCAAGCUGCAUCUCCAAGGUCAUAAACUUGGACAGGGCUAAAAAGGCUUGCUGGGUUUGUGGGGAGGGGAGGCUGGGGCUGACAGCUUACACUGUAUCCAAAUGUCUCCCUAGCCACCUUUCUGCCCUCUCUGUGGCACUUCGUCCAGAUCAGGUGUCCUCAGACUUUUCCACCACGGGGCCAGUUGAAAGGUGCCGGUGCCGGGCAUGGGCCGCAACAGUGGUGCCGGCAGCGCGCACGGGCCGGAGCGAGGGCGACGCGUGUGGGGCGCGAGGCGAGGUGGGGCGAGCUGGGGGCGGGUGCACGAGGCAGCGGCUUGCUUGCUUGGAGAUCGUUUUCUCUGAGAGCAAACCGCUGCCUCCCCCUGCGUGGGGCGAGGUGGCUGGCGGUGGGUGUGUGCGUGGGCACGGACGCUCACGCGGCGGGUCCAAAUUGGCGUGGCGGGCCGGAGAAAUGGGCGUGGCGGACCAGAUCCGGCCCCUGGGCCGUCGUUUGAGGACCUAUGAUCUAGAUGGUCAAAAACGGCUGUUGAGAUGAAGCACAGGACACAAGGUGUGGAGCUGUGGAGGUGCCUGAUGCCACUGCCCCUUGGGUGCAUGUCAGUCUGUUUGGAGGCUUGCAUCUAGGGCAGGGGUCUCAAACGCAACUUACCGGGGGGGUCGCUGGGAGUAGAG
Molecule: messenger RNA, 8457 nt
Organism: Varanus komodoensis (Komodo dragon)
Lineage: Eukaryota; Metazoa; Chordata; Lepidosauria; Squamata; Varanidae
Gene: TSPAN5
Product: tetraspanin 5
Exons: 8
Coding region: 105-911 (268 amino acids)
Biological process (GO): regulation of vascular endothelial growth factor signaling pathway; protein maturation; protein localization to plasma membrane
Cellular component (GO): membrane
Source: RefSeq, a predicted model, not a curated record